Theobroma cacao (cacao) is the source of this 3638-nucleotide messenger RNA. NCBI's taxonomy places the organism in Eukaryota, Viridiplantae, Streptophyta, Magnoliopsida, Malvales, Malvaceae. The record is from RefSeq and is a predicted model, not a curated record.
AAACAAGGUUAGAAACAAAAUACACUGGCUCUGUUUCCCUGUCUGUCUCUCGUCCAUUGUUCAGUGGUUUGGUCUUGUCCUAUUCUGAUAAUUUUUUUUUUCUUUGUUCUCUUUUCUAUCAUCAGAAAUGAAAAGUAACUGAAACACAAAGAGGAGAAAGAGAACAAGAGAAAAGUACAAAAUUCUGAAAAAAAAAAAAAAAAAAAGAAAAAGAACCCUAAGAAACGCCUUCGAUUCCCCUCUUGACAACAGUGUCUCUUAAUACCUUUUAAUCUCAAAGACCCAAUUUUUUUGAUCGGUUUUCAUUUCAUCGUCUCAGGUUUUUUGUUCAGAUGUUUUAUUUUGCAUUCUUAGAUGGCUGAGAUCCUGCCUCUUCAACUUGCAUUUUGUUGAUUUUGUACUUUGAGGCUGAAGAAGCGACAUUUUGUUCUAUAAUUCCUGCUGCCUCAGCAUUUUAGUUUCCUUUUGAUCUGCUGCAUUGCCUCAAAGCAUUUGGUGCAAAAGCCUGAAUGUUCUUCACCAAAAGAUAUUGAACUCCUUCCUGUCUGUGAGCCGAAGCUAAGUGCUAAUGACCAGAUUGUAUGUGGACUUUAUGUUGCGGAUCAUCUAAUAUUUUUGCUCGAAAUGUCCAUAACGGCUGCACCAGAGAAAUACUGCCUUAUGGAUGCCAUGCAAAAGGUCUCUCGGGGUAAAUAAAUAGUCAAUCAACUGCUUUCCUUAUAACCAUAAACCAGUCAAUUGAUAUAAGUUUAUAUCUAAAUCUCUAAUUGAGCUGGCAUGGUAGAUACUAGAGCUGUUGGUACUCUGUUUUUGUUUUGAUAGACCAAUGUUCAGUUUUAACUUCGUUUUUUUAUCUAAUUGACCUAUUAGGAUUUCUUGUUGCUUGCCAUGUAACAUAAAGUUAUUCUUGCCUGCACCUCCUGUAAAAAAUUUAUAUCUGUUGUCACUGAGGUAGUUAUUUCUUUUGGGUUCAAGAGAUUACUGGUUGAGGCUUUCAUUUGCUAACAUACAUGAUACACCAAAUGCAACCAGUCAAGCCUAUAUGACCUGGGAAAGCUAAAGAACUCAGGAGUUUCAGAACUUAUUUUAUUUCAACUAACAGUCUGAGUUUGUGUAUCCCUUUCACAUUUUGACCCGAGAAUUGCGCAGCUGGAACGGGCAUCUUUUUUUGGAUUUUUGGAAUAUUUAGCAUCUCAGACAUAUUUCUAGGGGGAAGAUAUUGUCCCUGAUGCAAGGUCAGGGGGGUCCCAUUGAUUCCUUCCCUGAAACUGUUAACAUUGAUGAGGGAUCUAGUCCCAAUAAUGCUAGUAUUGGUCAACCGAACUCUUUGCAUAACAUGCUGAAUCCUGUGGAAACUCGGUUAUCCAAUCAUACAGUUUCUGCUGGUGGGACAAUGCAUGGAAAUGCUGUUACUCCUGAUGUUCAGAGCUUUAGUGGCUGGAGUUCUGGUGAACCGAGCUCUAGAUUGAGACUACAAAACCAGGUGAUGCAGGAUGUUCUAAAUCACCAUGUUAAUGAUGAUGGAACAAAAAUGGAGUGUGGCUGGUCUUCUUCUUUUGGUGUGUGUGCUGGGGCUGCUCCAAGGUCAGAAGAAAGGCGGAUCGAACCACCAAAUGUCUUUUUCCCUGGGAGGCUGAAUGGACGGAGUGGCAAUCAGGUCAGAAGUGGGCCUAUAUAUUUGCAGGGUUCCAGCUCUAAUCAUAUCCCACAGAGUGUGAAUCUAAAUGAAGGAUUUAUUAGCAGCAGUGGUAAUGGAGGGUCAGUUGUGGGAACUGGUCUAGGUCCUAAUCUCCACAACUCAGGUGGACUGGAAAGAGAGCAGAUGUCUAAUGCCUGUGUUUCUUCUGAUAAUGUUGGAAGUUCAUCUGGAAGCUCUAAUUAUUUUGGGGAGGAAAGCAAUGAUGGCUCUGGCUCUUCCUUGGGCAGUUGGGGUUUAUCCUGCAAGAGGAAGGCCCUUGAAGGUACUUCUGGACAGUCUUAUUCUGCUGAUACUUCAAGCUGUUUUCAACAAAUUGAGAAUGCUGCAUGGCAUAAUGGUUCUGCUCGUAAUGAUGCUUCUAGCAGCUUGAGUUUAUCUACACCCUCUCGGAAUUUCCUCAAUGUUAGUCCUCCUGAUCAGUCAAAUCCAAGAGUUGGGCUUGGUAUGAGAGGAGUAGUUGCUGAUGCUUUUCCUUCUUCAAGUGUAAGAAGAGCAAAUCUGGGAAACCAACAAGAAUCUUUACCAUUUAGUUUAUCAUCGACUGGGGUUGCAGGGCAUUCUAGUUUUGGCUCUUCUACUCAAUCUAGAUCUUCCCCAUUCAGUGACUCUUUAGACUUGAGACCAACAGCAGCAAUAGCUGGAAAUUCCUGUUCUCCCCCAACUCAACCUCAUAUGAGGACUAUUUCUUUUGUGCCAAGAAAUGUGCAUCCUUUUGCUUGGAAUAAUACUUCCAAUUCUAGAACCGGCAAUCCAUCAAGUUCUAUUAAUUCUGGAGAGAGAGCUGCUGCAUUACGGGAUGAACCCAACAUAAGACAUAUCCCAAGAAACAAUGCAGAGCAUCCCAUGUUUGUUCCAGCAAUUGAGAUGAGAAAUGUGGCUCAAGAUCCAACGGGUUGGAGUUUGGCUUCUGGAAAUAUUAGCACUUCUGGAGGUGUUCCAUCCUCCAGUCGACCUGGUCCUAGUUCAAGCGUCCAUCCUUUGCCCACUCCUGCCUGGAUUCCUCCUCACAACCCUUCAAUACAUAAUCAACAAAGACUAUCAGAAUUUGCUCCUUGGUCUUUAUUUCCACCAAUUGAUUCUGAAUCUGGUGGUCAUAGUGGCCAUUUCCCACCAUUGUCUUCAGUCCCUUCUGCAUCCUCACAAGAGACAGUGGUGCCAUCUGGAUCUAAUGGCCAAGGUAAUAAUCAACCAUACCCAAGGUCAGCAUUCUUAUUGGAGAGACAAGGUGAUGAUGUUCUAGGGAUGCCCCAGUCAUUGCGAGCUUUGGCUGCUGAUAUUGAAGGGAGACACCGGCUAAUAUCUGAGAUUCGUCAAGUCUUGAAUGCCAUGCGUAGGGGGGAGAACUUACGAAUUGAGGAUUAUAUGCUGUUUGAUCCGUUCAUAUAUCAUGGUAUGGCUGAAACUCAUGACAGACAUAGAGAUAUGCGCCUUGAUGUUGAUAACAUGUCUUAUGAGGAACUGUUGGCGUUAGAAGAACGAAUAGGAGAUGUGAGCACUGGGCUGAGUGAGGAAACCAUUCUGAAGUUGAUGAAACAGCAGAAAUAUUCAUCCACUACAACAGAAUCCCCACAAGAGUUGGAACCCUGCUGUAUCUGUCAGGAAGAAUAUGCUGAUGGGGAUGAUACUGGGACACUAGAUUGUGGUCAUGACUUCCACACUAACUGCAUCAAACAGUGGCUAAUGCUAAAGAACCUGUGUCCUAUUUGUAAGACAACAGCCUUGCUUAAAUGAGAGCCAAGACUGUUGUUAGAGCAAGAAAUUUAAUUUUCUUCUCAUGGGUCAUUAGAUCCAAUAAUAGGGUGGAUUAUAUCUGAUUUAAACCGGCUUCUGUUAAUGUUAUAAAUUGCAGGAUGAGUUUGUGGAAUAACUUGCAUAAAGCAUCAUGACAAUCAUAAAAUAUUUGAAAUAAUAUUUAUGACAUUAUCAAGUUUUAAGGUCA